AUGGUUCUUCAUCAGUUCGAUUACCUCCUUGCCAUCGGCACCAUCUUUGCUGCCCUUGAUGCUUGGAACAUUGGAGCCAACGAUGUCGCCAACUCAUGGGCCACGUCGGUCGCCUCCCGCUCCGUCACCUACCUCCAGGCCAUGAUCAUCGGUUCCAUCAUGGAAUUCGCCGGUUCCGUCGGCGUGGGCGCCCGUGUGGCCGACACCAUCCGCACCAAAGUCGUCGACACCACUUUAUUCGGCGACGACCCGGCCCUGCUAAUGCUCGGCAUGGUCUGCGCCGUCGUCGCCUCCUCUCUGUAUCUAACCAUGGCCACCCGCAUCGGCCUGCCCGUCUCCACGACCCAUUCCAUCAUGGGCGGCGUCAUCGGCAUGGGUGUAGCGGCUGUUGGUGCCGACGGCGUCCAAUGGGUGGGCAAAGGCAUCAAUGACGGCGUGGUCUCGGUCUUCCUUGCCUGGGUCAUCGCCCCCGGCCUCUCCGGCGCCUUCGCCUCCAUCAUCUUCCUCGUCACCAAGUACAGCGCGCUCACCCGUUCAAAUCCCGUCUACAAGGCCUUCGUAAUGGUGCCCAUCUACUUCGGCAUCACCGCCUCGCUGCUCUGCAUGCUUUUGUUGUGGAAGGGCGGCAGCUACAAGGUGACAUUGUCCGGCCCCGAGAUCGCCGGCACCAUUGUCGGCGUUGGCGCCGCCUUCGGUCUCGUGGUUAUCAUCUUCCUGAUGCCCUGGCUCUAUCGUGUCGUCAUGCUCGAGGAUUGGCAGCUUCGCUUCUGGCACAUCCCUCUCGGCCCCCUCCUUCUCCGUCGCGGAGAGGUCCCACCCCCGCCUGCCGACGGCUCCGGUGUCGUCCAGGAUUUCUACGCCGGCCGCCUGACCAAAGAGCAACUUGCCGCUCGCCGUGCCGCUCAAACCGGUGACUCGGAAAUGGCCGCUGGCGCCGUCACCUCAUCCACCGCCGCUCCCACCACCGACGGCGAGAAGGUUCAGCCCGAGGGCGCCACCAUCACCAAGGACUCCUCCUCCUCUUCGCACGACCACAACGAGCCCGCCCAGCCGGCCGCUCCCCCAGUCAAAACCAUAGUCGGUCCCCGCCCCGCUGGUCCCUGGCACUCGGGCCCCGUUCUCUUCUGGUACGUCAAGUGGGCUUUGUUUCGCGGCGUCGACCAGGACGUCAUCUCCUCCCAGUCCGGAGGCAAAUCCGUUAUCUCGUCCGACGUCGAGGAGCUGCACGCGCACGCGGUCCACUACGACAACAAGACCGAGUACAUGUACUCCUUUCUGCAGAUCAUGACUGCUGCCGCGGCCAGUUUCACGCACGGCGCCAACGACAUCGCCAACGCCAUCGGUCCGUACGCGACCGUUUUCCAGAUCUGGAAGGACGGCGCGCUGCCGGCCAAGGGCAAGGCCGAUGUGCCCGUUUGGAUUUUGGUGUUUGGCGCUUCUUGUUUGAUCAUUGGCUUGUGGACGUAUGGGUAUAAUAUCAUGAGGAACUUGGGAAACCGCAUCACAUUGCAAAGUCCCAGCAGAGGUUUCUCGAUGGAGUUGGGCAGUGCGGUGACGGUCAUUUUGGCUACUAGGUUGAAGCUCCCUGUUUCGACUACCCAGUGCAUCACUGGCGCUACUGUCGGUGUUGGUCUUUGCUCGGGUACGUGGAGGACCAUCAACUGGCGCCUUGUGGCGUGGAUCUACAUGGGCUGGUUCAUCACUUUGCCUGUGACCGGCAUCAUUUCGGGAUGCUUGAUGGGUAUCAUCAUCAAUGCUCCUCGCUGGGGUUAUAGUGGUUAA
Sordaria macrospora k-hell is the source of this 1782-nucleotide messenger RNA. RefSeq lists its product as uncharacterized. Lineage: Eukaryota; Fungi; Ascomycota; Sordariomycetes; Sordariales; Sordariaceae. Gene Ontology annotation, cellular component: membrane. The record is from RefSeq and is a predicted model, not a curated record. Gene Ontology annotation, biological process: phosphate ion transmembrane transport.